AUGGAUAUCUGUUCUCCUGGCGACUUAAUUCUGGGCGAGGAUAAAGUGGGCCCUGUGAUCUCGAGGCCUUCUCUAUCCUCGGCGGCGGUCAUUGCUCAUCGGUCUACCAAACCACGCCGACCUGCGGCCGAUGUGUCACCAUUGCAGGAGCGCCAGGCCUACAGUCUGGCUUGUCGAAAGCUUCUGAUCAAGGUCGUCAAAGCGGAGAAAAUUGCAAUGAAGAACUAUGCCUUAGUUUACAUUUUGCCUAAAUCCUUUCACAAAAUAUCCAAUAGAGCAUUAACUCUCGACUCUCCGCAUGCUGCAGCCAUGAGUGCCGGUCAGCGUAGCAAAGCAUUACUUCUUUCUAGGCAGAGUUGUUUCUUUUUCAUCUAA
Protopolystoma xenopodis is the source of this 375-nucleotide messenger RNA. The record is from the annotation of a GenBank genome assembly. NCBI's taxonomy places the organism in Eukaryota, Metazoa, Platyhelminthes, Monogenea, Polystomatidea, Polystomatidae.